Condylura cristata (star-nosed mole) is the source of this 954-nucleotide messenger RNA. RefSeq names its product G-protein coupled receptor 15-like. Gene Ontology annotation, cellular component: membrane. Gene Ontology annotation, molecular function: G protein-coupled receptor activity. NCBI's taxonomy places the organism in Eukaryota, Metazoa, Chordata, Mammalia, Eulipotyphla, Talpidae. The transcript has 2 exons. The record is from RefSeq and is a predicted model, not a curated record. The coding region runs from base 1 to 954 and encodes 317 amino acids. Gene Ontology annotation, biological process: immune response; G protein-coupled receptor signaling pathway.
AUGGACCCAGAAGCAACCACAUCUUAUUUGGAUUAUGCCUAUGCUGCCAGCCCAAAUCCUGACGUUAAGGAGAACAUCCUCUGUGUUUCUUAUAAAUCUCUCCUCUUCCCCAUCUUUUACGCAACCGUGUUCCUGAUCGGAGUGUUGGGGAACUUGGUCCUCAUGACAGCAUUGCAUAUCAAACGGAGAGACAGAAGACUGAUCGACAUCUUUAUCAUUAACCUGGCCAUCUCUGACUUCAUUUUCCUCAUCACUUUGCCUCUCUGGGUGGAUAAAGAAGCAUCUUGUGGCCAGUGGAGGACAGGCUCCGUCCUAUGCAAAGGCAGCUCCUACAUGAUCUCAGUCAACAUGCACUGCACUGUCUUCUUGCUCACCUGCAUGAGUGUUGACCGCUACUUAGCCAUCAUGUGUCCAGUUUUAUCGAGGAAAUUCAGAAAGAGAGAGUGUGCGUAUGGACUCUGUGCCAGCAUCUGGUUUCUCUCCUGCCUGCUAGGAUUGCCUACUCUUCUGUCCCGGGAGCUCAUCUUCAUUAAUGAUAAGCCAUACUGUGCAGAAAAGAGAAAACAUAACAAAAAACUGAGAAAAUCCAUAAAGGUCAUUUUUAUUGUCGUGGCUGCCUUUGUCUUCUCCUGGCUGCCCUUCAAUACUUUCAAGCUGCUGGCCAUUGUCUCUGGGUUGCAGCAAGAGCUCUCCUUGUCUUCAGCUGUUCUCCAGCUGGGCAUGGAGGUGAGUGGGCCGUUCGCAUUUGCCAACAGCUGUGUCAACCCUGUCAUUUACUAUAUCUUUGACAACUACAUCCACAGGGCCAUCGGGCACGUCUUGUGCCCUUUCCUAAAGCAGUCGGACUUUGGGAGCAGCACCGAGACAUCAGAUAAUCACCUCACUAAGGUAUUCUCCAACUUUGUUCAUUCAGAAGAUUUUGUCAGAAGGAGAAAGAGGUCUGUGUCUCUCUAA